Molecule: messenger RNA, 990 nt
Organism: Hansenula ciferrii
Lineage: Eukaryota; Fungi; Ascomycota; Saccharomycetes; Phaffomycetales; Wickerhamomycetaceae
Exons: 2
Coding region: 1-990 (329 amino acids)
Biological process (GO): inner mitochondrial membrane organization
Cellular component (GO): mitochondrial inner membrane
Source: RefSeq, a predicted model, not a curated record
AUGUUUAAAAGAGAAUUAUCAUACACUUCAACUCUUGGAAGAAGAUUCAUAUCUCAAAAUCCCAAAUUUGAACCAUUGGGGAAUCCAGCUUCAUUAGUCAAUGUUUCAUUACCACCAUCAACAGUAUUAAAUUUACGUUCAAAUUCUAUAUUAGCUGCAAAUGGUGAUUUAAAUAAUUUAAAUUCUCAAUUAUCUGUAUUAAAAUUAUUAACAAAACCAUUAAUUUAUAAUCAAAUUUCUUCAAUUACACCAAUUUCAAUUAUAUUAUCAAAUAAAGGUUCAAAUAAAUUUUUCAUAAAUUUAGAAUUAAAUUCAAAUGAUGAAUGGAAAAUUUUAAAUACUAAGAAUUUAACUGCAUGGUAUGGACAAGAUUUAAAAAUUCUUAAUGAUAAAUUUGGUAUUAAAAUUCAAUCUGGUAAUGGAUCAAGUAAUAUAAUUUUAAAUGGUGAAAAUCAAUUAUUUACAUUAAAUUUAGAUUCAAAUGAAACUAUAUAUUUAAAUCCAAAAAGUAUAAUUGCUAUAAAUUCCAAAUCAAAAGAUGAAAUUUUCACAAAAUUACAAUCUUCAACUUUAUCAUCAAUUUCAAUUCCAAAAUUUAAAAUUUGGGAUUCAAUAAAGAUUAAUUUUAAUCAAUUUUUAAAUAAAUUGAAUAGAAAUUUAAAGACUAUUAAUAAUUCUUCCGCCACAUCUGAAAUUAAAGCCACAUCUCAAGAGGAAUUAGUCUCCAAACCACAAUUAUCCACACCAGCCACAGAACAACAAUUACAACAAAUAGGUGAUGAACAAACUAAAACUAAAUUUGAAAUUCCACAAUCAAUUAAAUCAAUUGGAACAUGGAUUUAUAAUAAAUUUAAUAAUAUUUAUUUAAAUGAUAAAAUUUUUUAUCAAGUUAAAGGUCCUGCAACUAUUAUAAUUCAAAAUUCUACAUCAAAUAAAACUUCACAAAUAUUUACAAAUGAUCAAUUAAAAGAGAUUUACAAGAAUCUUUAG